Artibeus jamaicensis (Jamaican fruit-eating bat) is the source of this 963-nucleotide messenger RNA. RefSeq names its product olfactory receptor 51G2. The coding region runs from base 1 to 963 and encodes 320 amino acids. Gene Ontology annotation, molecular function: G protein-coupled receptor activity; olfactory receptor activity. The record is from RefSeq and is a predicted model, not a curated record. The transcript has a single exon. Gene Ontology annotation, cellular component: membrane. Gene Ontology annotation, biological process: G protein-coupled receptor signaling pathway. Lineage: Eukaryota; Metazoa; Chordata; Mammalia; Chiroptera; Phyllostomidae.
AUGCUCCCUUCCCAGUCCUAUGUCAACACCUCCUUCUUCCAGCCGCCUGCUUUCCUGAUGAUUGGCAUCCCAGGGCUGGAGGCCUUUCAUGGCUGGAUCUCCAUUCCUUUCUCCUGCAUGUACACUGUAGCCCUCACUGGAAACUGCCUCAUCCUCCUGGCUGUGAGGAGGACUCCCAGCCUGCACCAGCCCAUGUACUACUUCCUGUCCAUGCUGGCCCUCACUGAUGUGGGCCUCACCUUGUCCACACUGCCCACCACCCUGGCUGUGCUCUGGUUUGACCAUAGUCUCAUUGCCUUCAAUGCCUGCCUGACCCAAAUGUUCUUCCUCCACUCCUUCUCUGCAGUGGAGUCCUCGGUGCUCCUGGCCAUGUCAUUUGACCGCUUUGUGGCCAUCUCCAAGCCCUUGCACUAUGCAGCUAUCCUCACCAAUACUGUCAUCACCAGGAUUGGACUGACCAUUGUGGCUAGAGCCACUGUGUCCCUCCUCCCAUUACCCUUCUUACUAAAGAGACUCAACUUUUGUCCUGGCAAGAUCCUUCUAUCCCAUUCAUUCUGCUUCCAUGCAGAUGUCAUGAAAAAGGCCUGUGCAGACAUUACCAUCAAUAUCCUUUAUGGGUUGUAUGUAGUUCUGUCCACAGCGGGUAUAGACUCCUUGCUUAUUGUCCUAUCUUAUACCCUUAUUCUUCAUACAGUGAUGGGCCUGGCCUCUCCCAGAGAGCGCAUUCGGGCCCUCAAUACUUGUAUUUCUCAUAUCUUAGCUGUUCUGGUUUUCUACAUCCCAGUCAUAGGUGUGUCCAUGAUCCACCGUUAUGGAAAGCACCUGCCUCACAUUGUACAUGCUCUUAUUGCCUAUGUGUACCUGGUGGUGCCCCCUGUGCUCAACCCCAUCAUCUACAGUGUGAAAUCCAAGCCCAUCAGAGAAGCUAUGCUCAGAGUGCUGAGGGGGAAGGGCCAAGGCUGA